UAUCUGUUUCAUUGCAAUCGCAUACAGUCUUGUUCAACGGUUGCAGAUGGCUGUUAAGUACAACAUCUCCUGUCAGACUGCGUUCAGGGCAGAACUUACACAGAUUAGCAGCCGCAUUCGAGUCCGCGCGGCAGGGGGUCGGGCUCGCGCCCACGGUGGUGAUGCUGCUGGCUGUCGGUGCUAGUUGGGAACCAGCCAGUUAGUCAGUGGCUCCAAAUAAAUUACCACAUUUGUGGUGUUUGACACUGACGUUCGUCCGUGUAGCGGAGCAACUGACAAACGCAAUAUAUCGCUGUAAUUGUUGCUGAUGCUAAUGAGCUGCAGCGGCCGUACGAGCAUUAAACAGCGGAUACUUAUUCUAACUAACGGCGGUUAGCUUGCUAUCGUUCAAGCUAACAUCCUGAAUUUUAGAGACGACGGUAGUGAACUACUUCAGUCAUCAUGUUGCUCCGGCCCUCUGCUGUGAAUACUUUAGUUUGUUGCAGCCUUGCAUAACCGCUGGAAAUUACUGACGACCAUAGCCUCCACCAGCUCAACAACAUUAUUCACACACAGUGAGCCAGCUGGCUGGUUGGCUAACUCUUAGUUAGCACACCGUUAGCAGCUAACUUAGCCAGUGAUGCUAGCAGCAGAGACAGUGUACAACGCGAACAGCUGAAGUCAUGUCUGUCAGAUGGAGCUGAAGUGUUGCUCGGCUUGCAAAAGAUGACGGGCCACAUGAGCUGGGGUUAUGUGCCUUUGUCAGCAGGAAGCGGAACAUGGACGCCGUAGAAGAGUGGAAGAAAGACCCGAGUGCACACAAACUUCUGAAUGAAAAGGUGCUUUGCAAGCAGAAUGGAAAGAUCGGUAUAGUGAGAACUCUUCACAGCCUGUUGAAAACCCAGAAAACUCUGCAGAUUCAAUCCAUCACCCGCUCAGAAUGUGCUGGUUCCUGUCCAAAUCUAAUGAUGAGUAGGAGUGAGCACGCCGAUGUAAGGCCCGUCCCCGUGGCCCUCACCCCCCAGCUCCCACCCAGAGCCCACCGACCCCUCUGUGUGUCUGUUUCCUCCGACAGCAGUGGACGCUUCAAGGCUCUGGAGACGCAGGAGUGGAAGAACAACCUCAAAGCCCAGAUGGAACAGGCACACAGUGCAGGAGCUGCCAGCAGCACAGGUUCUCUGGAGCGAGCGUCCCUCUUCUGCGCCUCUGCUUCAACUACAGCAUCCAGCUCUGGUCUGUCCAGCCCGGUGGAGAUUCUCAACAAGAGCAAAUCCUCCAGCCGCUUCUCUCUCUUCUCUCCUCCCUGGAACAGCAGCUCUGAGUCCGACUCAAAUCCUCCGUCCCGGUCUGGCUCCAAGAAGCUGCGUAACUACAGUCGGAGAGCUGCCACAGGGCCGGCCGGAGCCAGGGGCCCUGAUACGCCCGAGUUCAAGCCCAGCGGCCCGGAGCACUUCCAGUAUUCCGAACCUGUCAUCUCUAAGGUGACAGACUACAUCUAUGUUGGGAAUCUGAAUGCAGCGUACAAUGGGCGUACGCUGUGCCGCAACAACAUCGACAGUAUCAUCGACAUGAGUAGUGUUCCGGGUGAACCGGGCCCCACUCUCAGCCUCAUACCCUGCACCUGCUCCCGUGGUGCCCGGCACAGCUGGUCCCGCCUCAAAGUGGACAUUGGAGAUGUGCCAGAUGCUCUGGGUGAUGGCCCGGCACUGAAGCAGCGCUGCUUUGAGGACAUCAACGAAUGCAUCAAUGCCUCCACUGAGAAGAGAAAGCGUGUCCUGGUCCACUGUCGGGAUGGUUUCUCUCUGGCACCGACAUGUAUCAUCCAGUAUCUAAUGGUGAAGCAAAACAUGAGGCUGAUUGCUGCCUAUGAGCUACUGAGAGCCAAGUACCCGGUCAACAUCAGAGAAUGCCACCAAAAUGUGCUGGUGAGCCUGGAGACAGCGCUACGGCCUGGUGGCAAUGUCGACCCAGAAUGCUUCAAACAGGCCAUUUCACGUAAAGUGGCAUGGACUUGACUCACUUUUCCAAUAUUUGUGGUUGCUGCUCAAGGCUUUCUUUGUUCCUCCCAUGGUAUUGAAAAUUUUCCUGAAGACAACCAAGGGCAGCUGUACCUCUCCCUGUAGACUGGACAACUGGAUAUUAUUGUCACCACUUAAGUUCAAUGGUUGUAAAUUUAUAAAUUUGAUGUAUUUCCUCCCCAGACUUGUAAAUGUGAUCUGGCUGUAAUUUCCCCUCCAUCCUCACUGAUCUUAUUCACAAUAGAAUUCAAUUUCAUUGUAUAAUAAUUUAAUAGUGUUUGCUGUAUAGUGAUACAGUCCUGCUUCAGUUCUGUGCCAUGCUGUUGUGUUGGUGUUCUAUAUCAGGGGAAUUUCUUAAUGGGUGAUCUCAGGAGAUUAUUGAUGUCAUACCAGUACAGGGUGGGAAAUUCGUCAUUGCAUUAGUCUGCGGCCUCGUUCACAUUUGGAACAAAUGCGUCUUGGAGAACUGUGUGUAGAGCACAUGGAGUUAGCACUAUGUUGAAGAGUAGUAAUGGUGACGGUGGCCACUGUUGGUUUAGAUUAUAUCCCAAACUAAUGUAUGAUACCCAUUGUGUGCUGAUUAUCUACAUGCAGUCAGUGCGGUAUAGAAUUGACAGUUGGGUGAUUAUGUCUUGAUGCACAAAUAUACUGCUGCAGGUAUGGAAUUGCCUUUCAGGCUUAAGAAAAGUUUAAGCAUAUAAAUUCUGAACAAAGGUAACUUUUUAGAAAUCAAGCAUGACAUCUCGAAGUGUGCUCCAGUUGUUGGAAUCCUCCCACACAGAACAUUAGAGUCUCUGUAGGAUGAUUUUAUCUGCCUCAUUGCUGGUAUCCUGGUCACUGCCGGCCGCUGACUUCAUGACAUUACCUAACUCUCAAAACUUGACAAAAUCCUUACCAGAGUUGAAAUUCUACAUAAGUCUGGAAAGGAAAAACUUUCUGGACUUCUUCAAGCACAGUUGAGUUUACACUGAGUGCUUUUCACCAAAUAUGUUGGUGACAUAUAGCUUGCAUGCAGAACAUUUUUGUAUCAGCUUGCAUUGUAUUUGUGAACAUAUUGGGAGAUCUGACGAUGCAAAGAGACUGGGAUCUCUGGCUUUACUGCUGCUGAACCUGAAUUCUGUUUUAAGAGCAGACACUCAAGAUCUAUUUAAGAUUUUUUCCAAUAUUAUUUGUGAACUGCCAUCACCUCACACAUGCAAAGAUCUGCAAGCAUCUCACAAUAAGGUGAAGUAAGUGGGCAGCAUUUGUUUGGAGGUCUGUUUUUUUUUCUUCUUCUCAUAAACGUCUGUUUUGCUGGAACAAUGUUAAUUUGGAUAUUGUAGUUGUAAUUGGAUAAAAUAGGGACUUGGUUUUAAACUCUCUUGAAAUAAAGCUGAAAUUUUGCUGCAGAUACUAAGAUUGGUGGACAUGCAAUUUGUCACCACUGGAGCUAUUACAAUUGACUACAUUAUGGAUUGAUACGCUUUUUGGAUAUGUUAUAAGACUGACCAGUGUCUGUUGUUUGUGACCUUUUCAUGCUGCUCUUUUUUUGUUUGUGUGUUUUUUGAGGUCAUACUUGAUGGAAGAUGAAUGGCUAGACGUCCUCUGUGAGGAAGACUGUAGCCCCAUUUUCAGGCAGUUCGUUUGGGAAAAUGAGUUUGGUGCUCUGACUGUGGCUCUGAAUCUGAACUUUAGCAUAUGCAGUGAAAUUGGAUGAUGUGUAUCUCUUCAGUAUUAAUAUAUCCGUGCCACUGAACUGCGUUCAAGGUUUACAUGGCAAGAGAUGAUUUUGCACUACUCCCAUGGUUGUUCUAAAUGCAAAGUACUUCCUUUUGUUAGUUUGUGUUUUUUGAGGCUUGUUGAUGACUUUGCACUCAUGGUGAGAAACAAUUGUCAGUUGCACAUUUUACAGUUACCACAGUUGCAUUGAAUGAGCAGCUUAAGGCAACGAGUCAGUGAAAAUAAUCCACAUUUUUGUCUUAAUACGGACCUUUAGUUUCCUAAUACAGUCAUUUUUACUCCGCCACGGAAUGCGGCGGCGUUAUGUGACGAUCGCUGUACGUUUGUCUUUCAUUCUGUUAAUCUGUCUUUCCGUCUGUGCGCAACAUUGCUCAAAAAUGGACUAAGGGAUUUUAUGAAAUUUUCAGGGAAGGUCAGAAAUGACACAAAGACCAAGUGAUUAGAUUUUGGCAGAGAUGCAGCUUCUAGUGUGGAUCCACAGAUUUGUUAAGGAUUUCCAUAUCAUUGCGAGAUAGCGGCACAUCAUCACUAUAACUAUGAUAAGUGAAUACUACGAUCACAUGAUUGUGAUCCUACUAAAAAUCCACCACUGUAGACUUUCUUGGACUUAUGUCGGAAAUGAUACGACUGAGCAGUCUUGGCAUAGUACUGCACUCUGAGUGCUUUUCUUGUUAUGUAGUCACACAUAAUUCAACUACAACUUUUCGUCAAGCAUUCAGUGCCAACUAGGGGUACAGCUGACAGUUAUUUUGAUUAUCUUUCAUUCUAAAUAUGUCUCAAUGAAUUGAUAUAUUGUUAAUCUACAUAGUGUCAGACAAUCUGAUUAUACUUGUGAGAAUAUAAGCAAACCUGCAUAGUUGGCUCGGCAUAGUUACUCUUCAAGCAUGAUGUUGUCAAAACAGUUAUUUGAAAAUUCAUUUUCACUCCAGAUUAUAUGAAUUGUAUGAACCGACUGCCCUUAAUUUAGUUAGUUCAGGUGAGAGCAGUGAAAUUAAAAUAAUGAAACACAUCUGGAUGAAUCUUGAUAUAAAGAGGAUCUUUUUUUUUUUUUAAAUUUAAAACUACUUUUUGUUUGUUUGUGCAAUGCUAUUUCCUGUCCAGCCUGCUUUUCACCACAAUGUGGAAGUAUAUUACAGACAUGUCUCUUCUGAUCCUGGUUUCAGGUGAGAAACAGCAGCAUAGCGGAGCCUCAGAUGUCCUCACUAUAGGGAUCAAGGGUUCAUGUUUUCCCUUUACUCUGUUUGUUAUCCCACAUUAAUAUGGUUCUCUUGAACCUUUAAGUUUUGCCACUACAUUACUCUAAAUGUGUUUGCUGAUGAGCAAAGAGGCAAGCUAGUUGUUAAAAUGUUGGUCCUGGUUUGUGUCUUGUCUGGCCUUUUGGUAAUGACCCAAUCAUUAUACCUGUAUGGUCAAAUAGGAAAUUAUUUUUGGCACAGAGCGUUAGCCAGACAGACAUUAGCUAAUUGGUGAAUUUUCACUUGAAUGAAAAGAAAUUGCAUCCACAUGGAGCAUUAAAGCAUUGUGUUAAUUUUUUUUCUGCAUUUCUUUUUUAUUUUGACAGUUCUGUAGUGAAUGGGCAGCCUCAGUGCGAAUGAGUUGUACAGCAUAAUCCAACAGCUGAGACAUUAUUCCCUGGCAGUACAUUUCAUGUGAGCGGUGUGGUAGGAGUGGAAGCUAAAAGUAUGGUGCCUUCAUUUGGAGUUGUCUCUUGACCGUAUGGUGACAUUUGCACACUUUGUAUGAAUUUUAACUUCUUGAUAUGUUGUAAAAUGUUGAAUAUUUUUGGAUGUUUUAUUUUGAGCAAAAAAAGUAUGAACAUACAUUUGUGUACAGUGGUCCUUGCUGUGAUAUAUUUGCUAGUCAUUUGUGCACAGUACCGUGUUUUGUUAAUGCAGAUGGUGAUGAGACUAAAAAAGAUGAUAUAUUUCUCGACGGAUGUUUUAGAGCUCAUAUGAGGUGCUGUAGUAGACAGAGAAUCAGCAGAUUUUGGUUUUUAUCUUUUAUUGUAAAUGCUCUGUGUCAAAGUCGUCAUAUCAAACUGAAUAGGUUUUCUAACUUGUUCUCUCAGGUGAUUUCUCAGUGGCCCAGAAUGUUCUCAAUGAAUACAAUGUUCAGAAAUGUGAAGCAAUGUUUUUCUCAUGUCAUGUUUCUUAAUCAGAAUUUAAUUUGUACUGUUGAAAUAUUAAAGGAACAGAUGUACUACUCAA
Messenger RNA from Amphiprion ocellaris (clown anemonefish), 5923 nucleotides. RefSeq lists its product as uncharacterized. Lineage: Eukaryota; Metazoa; Chordata; Actinopteri; Pomacentridae. The record is from RefSeq and is a predicted model, not a curated record. Gene Ontology annotation, biological process: protein dephosphorylation; negative regulation of MAPK cascade. Bases 759 to 1994 code for a protein of 411 amino acids. The transcript is spliced from 4 exons. Gene Ontology annotation, cellular component: cytoplasm. Gene Ontology annotation, molecular function: protein tyrosine/threonine phosphatase activity; MAP kinase tyrosine/serine/threonine phosphatase activity.